Melitaea cinxia (Glanville fritillary) is the source of this 1272-nucleotide messenger RNA. Its product is annotated as craniofacial development protein 2-like. Gene Ontology annotation, molecular function: catalytic activity. Gene Ontology annotation, biological process: chromatin remodeling. The record is from RefSeq and is a predicted model, not a curated record. Lineage: Eukaryota; Metazoa; Arthropoda; Insecta; Lepidoptera; Nymphalidae. The transcript has 3 exons. The coding region runs from base 1 to 1272 and encodes 423 amino acids. Gene Ontology annotation, cellular component: nucleus.
AUGACUGGGAGAGGACGAGAGCUAGCAGAUGUUUUGGAAAGGAGACGGAUAAAUAUAGCGUGCUUGCAGGAGACGAAGUGGAAGGGACAGAGAGCAAGAGAAAUAGGGGCGGGUUAUAAGUUUUAUUAUUGCGGCUGUGAUGGGAAAAGAAAUGGCGUAGGUAUAGUGUUAGAUAGAGAGCUCAAGAACAAGGUGAUGGAUGUGAAAAGAGUGAAUGAUAGAGUUAUUGCAGUAAAACUGUUGAUUGAAGACUCGGUUUUAAAUGUCGUUAGUGUGUAUGCGCCGCAAAAGGGAUGCGAUGACAGUAUGAAAGAAAGAUUUUGGGAGGAUUUUGAUGCGGUAAUAAUGAAAGUACCAGAGUGUGAGGAAAUAUACAUUGGGGGGGACUUUAAUGGACAUGUGGGAAGGAUGAAUGACGGGUAUGAGAGGGUGCAUGGGGGCAGAGGUUACGGAGUUAGGAACCGAGACGGUGAAGCUCUACUUGAAGCAGCCUUGGCUUUUGACUUAGCAAUAGCCAACACAUUUUAUCAAAAACGGGAACAACACCUUAUCACAUACCGUAGUGGUCUACACUCUACCCAAAUUGACUACAUUCUUUUAAGAAGAAACAGGCUAAAAUCGGCCAAGGACUGCAAGGUAAUACCGAGUGAGAGUCUCGUCUCCCAGCAUAGGCUACUGCUCCUGGACUUAACUCUGAAAGUUCAGAGUUUAAAUAAGAGCCCGAAGCCCCCAGUUAGAACGAAAUGGUACAGAUUGGAUGAUAGGGAGGUGGCUGCAGAAUUCCGGGAAAGAGUGGUUGGUAAAAUGAUAGAGAUGGGAGAUAUGGUGGGGAUGGGAGUAAACGAGUGCUGGAGUGAGAUGGCAACGUGGGUGCGAAGUGUGGCAAGGGAUGUCUUAGGGGAAACGAAAGGGAAAAGGAAGAUAGAGAAGGAUACAUGGUGGUGGAAUGAGGAGAUUUUGACGGACGAUGAGGAAAUAAAAGAACGCUGGAAGAGAUACUUUAAUAACUUGAUGAAUGAAGAAAAUGAAUGGAGCGGAGUGUUAGAAAAUGUACGAAGUAAUGAAGGAAUGGUGAAAGAGGUAAGUAUAGAGGAAGUGAAGAUGGCAGUGCAGAGUAUGAAGAAUGGAAAAGCAGUUGGGCUAGAUGGUAUACCAGCGGAAGUAUGGAAGUUUUUGAAGGCGGAUGGAUGGAAGUGGCUGACUUUAUUUUUCAAUAAGUUGCUGCAAGAAGAGGUCACACCCGAGGAAUGGUGCUACAGUUCACUGCUGUAA